Lathyrus oleraceus (garden pea) is the source of this 689-nucleotide messenger RNA. RefSeq names its product sigma factor binding protein 1, chloroplastic. The transcript has a single exon. Lineage: Eukaryota; Viridiplantae; Streptophyta; Magnoliopsida; Fabales; Fabaceae. The record is from RefSeq and is a predicted model, not a curated record. The coding region runs from base 101 to 574 and encodes 157 amino acids.
UGCUUCCAUCACAGUUAUUUUCCCCUUUCAUUUUCCUCUUCACUUGUUAUCUUCAACAAAACAAAACCCAAUAGUACUAAGUUCUUGUCUGCAAACAACCAUGAACACCACUACCACUAGCAGCACAAAUUCAGUGAUUAAUUCUCUACAACAAAAGACACCAACAAAAAUAACCAAAUCUAUAAAGAAAAACAGCAAACCCAUCAAGGUAGUUUAUAUUUCCAACCCUAUGAAGGUUAAGACCAGUGCCUCUGACUUUAUGGCACUGGUCCAAGAACUCACGGGUCAAUACGCUGAAUCACCGCCGGAUCCUUCGAAAUUUCAGGAGUUCGUCAGCGAUAACAGCGUCACUGACCCUGAGAAUAUUAGAAUGGGUUGUGAUGAAAAUGAUUUCACGGUUGUGGCUGUGCCUCCUCUUGCGGAUUCUGAUGAACAAGUGGUGAAACCUGGUGGAGAAUGCUCAUAUGAGGGUUUUGAUGAAGAUGUACUUUUGACUCCUCAGAUGGUGGAGAAUAUUUGGGAUCUGCUUCCAACAACUGCAUUUUAUGAACCUUUUCAAUUUGAUAGCUAUUGAUUCUGUUGCAGUGUAAUUAUAUAUAUUAUUUGGUAAGGUCAAGAUAGCUUAUAUAUAUUCUCUUAAAACUUAUAUAUAUUUAAUAAAUUUAGACAAGUGUCAUUUUAUUGCUUUA